Molecule: messenger RNA, 2759 nt
Organism: Strongylocentrotus purpuratus (purple sea urchin)
Lineage: Eukaryota; Metazoa; Echinodermata; Echinoidea; Camarodonta; Strongylocentrotidae
Product: bifunctional arginine demethylase and lysyl-hydroxylase JMJD6-like
Exons: 8
Coding region: 127-1356 (409 amino acids)
Biological process (GO): phagocytosis
Cellular component (GO): nucleus; cytoplasm
Molecular function (GO): P-TEFb complex binding; histone H4R3 demethylase activity
Source: RefSeq, a predicted model, not a curated record
AAAAGAAAUCGAUGAUUUGUUUUUCCCUUCUGCUGGAGAAAUUUGAAGUAUCUACGUCCAAAUUGACAAAAAUAUUGCCUUUUGAGACCGAGCGUAGUGAAAACCCAACAUUAACGUCUUCGGGAGAUGGAUAAGAGAACACGCAGGACUGUCUGGGAAGCUAAAAAGGCUGCUAGACCAGAACUCCGAGAUCUUGGAGAUUGGGAGCGGUUUCAAUUCUGUGCCAAUUUCCAGCCUCACAUCGAAGCCGUACGAGCCAAAGACAACUGCCACAGAGUCGACGUGAACGCAGUGACGACCGAUGAGUUCAUUGAACUAUUUGAGAAACCCGGACGACCAUGUGUCAUCGUGAAGGAUCAAGAUACGUGGCUGGCGCAAAAGAAAUGGACAGUGCGGAGGCUGGCCAAGAAAUACCGCAAUCAGCGCUUCAAGUGCGGCGAAGAUGACGAAGGCUACUCAGUGAAGAUGAAGAUGAAAUAUUACGUGCAAUACAUGCAGAACAACAGAGAUGAUAGCCCGCUCUAUAUCUUUGACAGCAGCUUUGCAGACCAUCCGAAGCGCAAGAAGCUGCUUGAAGACUACGUCGUACCGCACUUCUUUCAAGAUGAUCUCUUUCAGUUUGCUGGGGAUGAAAAGCGGCCCCCGUAUCGCUGGUUUGUGAUGGGCCCAGGGCGGUCAGGGACCGGGAUUCAUAUCGACCCGUUAGGCACUAGCGCUUGGAACGCUCUAGUCAAAGGUCAUAAAAGAUGGUGCAUGUUCCCAACUCAGACGCCCAAGGAGCUGGUGAAACCGUCCAUUAACGAUGGAGGCAAGCAGAGGGACGAGGCAAUCAUGUGGUUCUCACACGUCUACCCUCGCACUCAAGACCCAUCAUGGCCACAGGAAUUCAAACCAAUUGAGAUUCUUCAAGGACCUGGAGAAACUGUGUACGUUCCGGGAGGCUGGUGGCACGUUGUUCUGAACCUUGACACUACCAUAGCUGUCACCCAGAACUUCUGCAGCAGGACAAACUUUCCUGUAGUCUGGCAUAAGACCGUUAGAGGGCGCCCUAAACUCUCCAAGAAAUGGUUCAAGUCCCUUCAGAGAGAAUGGCCAGAGAUAGCAGCUAUGGCUGACCACGUGGAUCUCUCCAAGCCCAGCGGUCUGCAGUCUGAUAGCUCCUCGGAUAGCUCCAGCUCUAGCUCCAGCGAUGACAGCGCUUGCUCCUCGUGCGAAAGCAGCGGGAACGAAUCCGAGGCUGAGAAACGUCACGAUAAAAGAACUAAAAGGCGCAAGGUUGGGAGUGAAGGUGGCACGGAUAUACAGGAAAACGUGACACACUAUGACCCCAGAACGCACAUGACGUACACCAGAUGACACGGCCAAUCAGCUUCAAGCAUUCAUCCAGGGGCAUCCUGGGAUAGAUUGUAAUAUUACUGAGUGCUAGCCAGGAGGGUUGCGGACGCAAGGUGUUGCCAUAUUUUGAAACUGCUUCGUUUUGGAAGCUGAAGUUGUAAUACUACUAUUCGCUAUUCAGAGGAUGUAUUGUACAGGUAUAAUAUAAACCAAGAAGCAUUUGCAUAUUGCCAUAAUGACAUCCAUUUUAAAGCCCCACUGUACUACUUGUAGCUACUUGCUCCCUCUAUAUAGUAAACAAUGCCUAAGCAGUGACCAUUGGUGCCCCAUGAUCAUCGUUUUCUAAUGUUAAUUGAGAGCUGAGUUGAUGAGAUGGCCACCUGUCAGCGACCAUGCUGGGUGGUGUAAUCCCUCCUGGCCAGGCUAGUACAGACAGGCUUUAAGGCAAGUAACUUCCGUGUAUUGCAAAUAAAAAUUCAGUGGUGUGUCAAUUGUGAUUUAAUUCUUCUGCAGCAUAAAACUUUUGUACAAAUCUGAACAAUAUUUGCAAACAUUUCACGAUCUUAAAAGUCUCCGGUUUUACUACAGUCUGAGAAGAAAUGAAAUCUUUAAGAUGCAAUUUUCUUGAAUCAACAUCCGUUGUCGGCACAUCAUUUUGUGCUUUUGUACCAGACAUAAAAGUGAUUUCCUGUAAGGGGAAGACCAACCUGAUAUUAAGUUAGUUUUAAUAGUAACAGAAAAAUUAGAGGAACAUGGUGAAAGUUUGAGCAAAAUCUGAUUAAGAAUAAGAAAGUUAUUUCUAGUUGAAGUUGUGAUCAAUCAUACACAAAUUGGCAACUCUGUGACAUAACUUGCGAGUUCCCCUCCCAUUUGCUCUGUACUUAAAGUGACUUUUUAAUCAUGUCAGUGAAAAUAGCUUAAUUCUUCUCCUGUAACAACAAAUCUUGCUAAAACUUGAAAACAAAAAAAAUGUUCAAAGUGUCAGUCUCCCGAGAAACUCAAUUGACAGAUAUUUCAUUUUUAAUAUGAUUGUAAAUUUUGGUAUUACAGAUAUUUUGAUUUGUUGUCAUUACCAAACAAAAUAUUCUUUUGAAAAGGAAUAUUGAGAGAGCAUACCAGCUCAGAGUAUUAUUGAUUACUCACCCAUCCUUGUGCCAUAUCCUGUAGAGUGUAUACUGAUCUUUAUUUUCUUCUUUCCUCCUAUAUUUUCCUUAAAAUUUGAGUCCAAGAUGUUCAGAUAAGAAUAAACAAAAUUAUUUCGCUGCAUGAAUUCAUUAGAUACAAUUCACUCUGUUUAAAGAUGUGCUAUUGUGAGAGGAAAUUGACAAGUCACUGUUGUACAAUGCAAAUGCAUCUGCGUGCAUCAAGGGAUUCAUUCUUGUAAAUAAACUCAUGUUAUUAAAAUAAAAACAAGUAUUAGACAA